This is a messenger RNA of Fragaria vesca subsp. vesca, 3653 nucleotides long. Its product is annotated as laccase-15-like. NCBI's taxonomy places the organism in Eukaryota, Viridiplantae, Streptophyta, Magnoliopsida, Rosales, Rosaceae. Gene Ontology annotation, molecular function: hydroquinone:oxygen oxidoreductase activity; copper ion binding. The record is from RefSeq and is a predicted model, not a curated record. The coding region runs from base 14 to 1738 and encodes 574 amino acids. The transcript has 5 exons. Gene Ontology annotation, biological process: lignin catabolic process. Gene Ontology annotation, cellular component: apoplast.
UGUUGUGUUGAACAUGAAGGAGGUUUCCAGAAUUAGCAUUCAUCUGCAACUUUUGGGGUUGUUAUUUGCUGUUAAUGGCUUCCUCCUCCAUUGCCAAGCUUGGCCAGCUCGUUACACUUUUGUGGUGGAAGACACUCCAUACACAAGACUCUGCAGCACAAAGAACAUCCUGACUGUAAACGGCCAGUUUCCGGGACCGACGUUGUACGUUCACAAAGGACACACUAUCAGCGUCGAAGUCAUUAACAGAGGCAGUCGUAACAUCACUCUCCACUGGCAUGGCGUUGCGCAACCAAGGAAUCCAUGGUCGGACGGACCGGAUUAUAUCACGCAGUGUCCUAUUCAGCCAGGAGCCAAGUUCACCCAGAAGAUCAUCUUCUCGACAGAGGAAGGCACCCUUUGGUGGCAUGCUCACAGCGAGUGGGAUCGAGCCACUGUCCACGGUGCCAUCAUCAUAUAUCCCUCGAAGAAGAGCAAGUACCCUUUCCCCAAGCCUCAUGCAGAAAUUCCGAUCAUAUUGGGAGAGUGGUGGAAGGAAGAUAUAGGGAAGCUUUAUACUCGAACUAUUCAAACCGGAGGGGACCCUAAUAUCUCCGACGCUUACCUCAUCAAUGGCCAACCUGGUGAUCUUUAUCCAUGCUCUAAAUCAGACACGUUCAAGGUGACGGUUGACUAUGGCAAAACCUACCUACUGAGACUAAUCAACUCUGCUGUGCAAGAGAUACUGUUUUUCGCCAUCGCCAAUCACAAAGUCACAGUUGUAGGCACAGAUGCUAGCUACACCAAGCCUUUCACAACCGAUUAUGUCACAAUCUCACCUGGCCAAACCAUGGAUCUUUUGCUCCAUGCUAAUCAGAGCCCUAACCACUACUACAUGGCUGCUACAGCCUAUGUUGGUGGCGCCGUUCCUUAUGAUAACACCACCACCAGAGCCCUUCUACAAUACACGAAUCGGGGAACGAAAGGAAACUAUACCCCUUCUUCAAUACCUUUGCUUCCUAAUCUUCCUGCCCACAAUGACACUAAUGCAUCAGUUCAUUUCAGUGGUAGUCUAAGGAGCUUGGCUGAUAAAAACCACCCCAUUGAUGUUCCACUGAAGAUUACAAAUCACUUGUUUUUUACAGUCUCCGUCAACACGUUUGCAUGCCCCAAUAAUUCCUGCGCCGGGCCUAAUGGGACGCGCCUGGCCGCUAGUGUGAACAACAUUAGCUUUGUGAACCCUAGCAUUGACAUACUACAAGCUUACUAUUACCAUGUCAACGGGGCAUUUGGAACUCGGUUUCCAAAAACCCCGCCUUUGCUGUUUAACUUCACAGCGCAGGACUUGCCGCUGUACCUUCAGACCCCAAAACGAGGGACAGAGGUGAAGGUACUGGAAUACGACGCAACGGUGGAGCUUGUGUUUCAGGGGACUAAUUUGGUUGCAGGGGAUGAUCAUCCAAUGCAUCUUCAUGGUUUCAGUUUCUAUGUAGUUGGAAUGGGGCUCGGGAACUUUGACAAGGAUAAGGACCCUCUGACGUACAAUCUUGUUGAUCCUCCUCUUCGAAACACCAUUGCUGUCCCUGUAAAUGGGUGGACUACCAUCAGAUUUAAGGCUGACAAUCCUGGAGUUUGGUUUAUGCAUUGUCAUCUGGAUAGGCAUAUGUCAUGGGGCAUGGAUAUGACAUUCAUAGUGAAAAAUGGGAAGGACCCUAAAGCACACAUCUUACCUCCACCACCAGAUAUGCCACCUUGCUAGAUAUGCCACCUUGCUAAGGCUAAAGCUGAAUGCUGGCUCUCCCCAUAUAAUCUGAUUCUAUUGAAUAAAUUUGGGUGUGCAACUACUUGUUGUACUUUCUACAUAAUUAAGCAGAUAUAGAAAUUUAGUUAUUUGGUUCAGCCUAAUAUGUUCCAAUAAGUAAGCAUAGCGUUUCUAGUAAUUGUAAGCAGAUAGUUCUAGGGAAAUGAGUUACAUGAAGAACAGAAGAAGAUUGCUAGCUUUAGUAUUGACUGCUUUGUCCCAUUGGGUUUCCCAGCAUACUAUAUCCAGGAAAUUUAAAAAAACUUUGCAUAAACCUUCGCAUUAUUAGAAGUAAAAGUAGAGAAAUAGAAAAACAAGAAAGGAAAAUGACAAUUAAAGUAGCUAGCUAGCUACCAAUCGUUCACCCUAUCAAUUGGCCAUUGCCCUAUUUUCUAAUUUACCAUCAAGUACCACUCUCUGUCAAAUACUAUGAACUGUAAGAUUCCGACUGGCCUAUUCCUUUACCCUCCAGCCGAUUCUUCCAUUAUGAGCCUUUCUUGGUUAUACAACUCAAGGUGUCUCUGUGCAAGCUCUGAUUUCUUCCAUAACUUGUGGUGCCAGAAUCCAAAAUAGGCCAAUUUGUAAUUUAUGCGACAAAAGGAAAUGAGAAGUUAUGAUUGUUCUUUUUUAUUGAUUGACUUAUGUAUGUUGGAAAUGGGGACACCACCAGGACUGCUUGGUUGAGAAUGCAGAUAAGCAAGACCUGCUGAUAUCUCUAUAAGGAUGCCAAUAAGGCAACAAGGCACGGAAAUCUUCCUGUUUUUUUUACCAGAAACCGAAAAUGAAGCUCUAGUCUCGAACAGUAGCUAGUCCAACAACUUGAUCACCUUUUGAUUGUUGAUUUGGGCAAGAGUGAUAACCUCAUUUAUAAAUCACUCGAUUUGGCCCUCCUCCACACUUUUGCAUACUUGAUAGCCUCAUGUUCUGGAAGCCUUUUCUUCACAGGCAACCGAACACACAACAUAAAACAUACAUGUUUUAUUGAUACUAGCCUUCAUGCCUGCACUUUGUGCGUGGUGAAGGAAUUUCUGGCAAAAAAAAUAACAUAAUAACUGUACAACCCAACAGUGGCCACUUUAUCUUCAACUUCUCAUUACCAUUCUCAACAAUUUCUUACUCACGAAGAAAGCAAGAGACAGCAACCAAAACUCAAUAGGCCUCAUUCCACUCAGCACAAUUUCCUAAAACAAUUCCAUUGCUCCCCAAAGAAAUCACUCUGCACAUAACACCAAAACAACGCAUCCAACGAAACAACAUUCACCUCCGAAAUUGCAUCAAACAACCUCCUGCAAUCCCCAAACUCCCCAUUUCGAAUACAUAACAACCCAAGUAUCAAGUUUUCACUUUCGGUCCUCAAAAAUACAAACUAAAACAUAAUUAUCUCUAGAGAAAUACUACGUCAAUGAUCAAAACUACAACUAAUUACUAUGUCCAACAGCUUUUCCUCCAAUUUUCAAAUUUGUAGAGAGUCCCAGAGUCAAGUUCACAACAGUUCAUUUGGAAAACGCUACACCAAAUGCUCAUAUUCAUAGCUUGCAGUAAAGCUAGAAACACCAAAUGUGCUCAUUUGAUGAUGCAGUAUUCUAUAAUCAAUCGCAGUUCAGGUAGGGCUAAAUACAAUAGUGAAAGCAGUGAUCAUAGGCAAAAUGGUGGCUCAAUUUUCAGAAACAGUGACAAUAAAGAAAAUACAAACCUGGAAACCCGAAGACCCUUCUUCCUUCUUAUCUCUGGAAUUGGGUUCUUAGGUCUCUAUAAGACUUGGGCUCUUCAAUUGGGUUAUCGGGUCUCUGUGACCGUGAUGUCAGCUGGGAGUUGGUCUAUGUCUAUCUCGGAGCUGGAAGCACCGAAGACAGCGAACCCGAAGUUUCUGUCU